This is a messenger RNA of Cryptotermes secundus, 1124 nucleotides long. Its product is annotated as protein O-mannosyl-transferase TMTC1. Gene Ontology annotation, cellular component: endoplasmic reticulum membrane. The annotation marks the transcript as partial. NCBI's taxonomy places the organism in Eukaryota, Metazoa, Arthropoda, Insecta, Blattodea, Kalotermitidae. Gene Ontology annotation, molecular function: mannosyltransferase activity. The transcript has 2 exons. The record is from RefSeq and is a predicted model, not a curated record. Gene Ontology annotation, biological process: protein O-linked glycosylation via mannose.
CAAGCGUAUUCCCUAUCAUUGUGCAGACAUGUAAGACAGUUUCGCCCUCAGGUACUCCAAUGAAAUGAGGGCAGCUAAGCGUCUUCGGGGCAUGCUCCUGAGCGUCGGGUGCCUGGGGGUUGCACUGUUUGGCCUGCUGCAACUCCGACUUCACCUCAUGGGCACUCUCACCCCGGUGUUCGCCACGGCCGAUAACCCCACUGCGCGUUGUCCCUCCGCGUAUACUCGUACCCUUACUUUCGCUUAUCUCCCCGUCUUCAAUUUCGGCCUUCUGCUUUGGCCUCGGUGGUUAAGCUUUGAUUGGUCCAUGGACGCCAUACCCAGAAUAACAUCUCUGUUCGACCCUAGGAGCACUGUAACGUUGCUCUUCUAUUACUUGUUUUAUCGGGCAACGAAGAGAACAUUCUGGAAACUGACCGCACUAGAAAACCAUUUGUAUCAACAGCAGCAGAAGCCACAGUCUUACCACAGACCCCGGAGACAUUCCCAUAGGCGCCCCAGUCAUAUCAGUGCAGCGAACAAUAUCGUCACAAAGCCCCAUGUCUCCACAGUUGCCCCUGCACACACUGGAGACACUGUUAAAACGAUGACAUCUUCCUCCUGCCCUGUCUGUCGUCACAGCCUCCUAGAUCACCAUUCUGCCAUAUGUCGAAAUAACAAUAAUAAUAACACUAUUCCAAUGUUGGGAACGUCAUCAGCUCCUUGUUGCUGUAGCAACGGAGUUCCAAAAUUCCCACAUCAGACACCGAUAGCUGAUGGUGAUGUUAGGAAGAGUACUUAUCCCCGAAGACUGCGCCCCACCGGAAAGGCGUACCUGAGCAACGCGGAAAUUCUCCUUCUGUCUCUGGCCUUCAUCGCUCUCCCAUUCCUCCCUGCCACAAACGUAUUCUUCUACGUUGGCUUUGUGGUCGCCGAGCGGGUUCUUUACAUCCCCAGUGUCGGCUACUGUCUCCUGAUUGGACUCGGGUGUAACGUGAUUCAUUCAAGAGCCAGCAAGAGUUUGGUGUUUGUGGGUGUUGCGCUUCUACUGGCCACGUUCAGCAUAAGAACUGUUCAGAGGAAUCGUGACUGGGUGGAUGAAGAGAGCCUGUACAGAGCCGGCAUCCCCGUCAACCCGCCGAAAU